AUGAGCGCCGGGCUGGACCGCAUGUCUGCGAACUCCUCCUGCUCCGGCUCCCCGGCGGCGGCGGGGUCCCCCUCGGGGGCCGGCGCCCGGCUGCUCUCGGCCAACGUGCGGAAGCUGCACCGUGCCCUGAACCUGCUGCUGAGCGAGCCCGAGCGGGAGCAAUUCAUCCACUGCCUGAACGUCUACCACGCCCGCCGCAACGUCUUCGACCUGGUGCAGACCCUCCGCGUCCUGCUGGACAGCCCGGACAAGCGGCAGCUGCUGCCCAUGCUGCGCCUGGUCAUCCCCCGCUCCGACCAGCUGCUCUUCGACCGCUACACCUCGGAGGGGCUGUACCUGAGUCCGGCUUCCUGCCCGGCUGCAGCGCCCCCCUGGCGGCGCCCUCCCCCGGCGGGCCCCGCCGCGGAGGAGCUGCGCGGGGAGCUCAGGCAGGUGAGCCUGAAGAGGAACAAGACCCACGAAGGACUGGGCUUCAGCAUCCGAGGGGGCGCUGAGCACGGGGUGGGCAUCUACGUGUCCCUGGUGGAGCCGGGCUCCCUGGCAGAGAAAGAAGGGCUCCGGGUCGGGGACCAGAUCCUGAGGGUCAAUGACAAGUCGUUGGACAGGGUGACCCACGCUGAAGCUGUCAAGGCUCUGAAAGGCUCCAAGAAGCUGAACCUGUCGGUGCAUUCAGUUGGGCGGAUCCCUGGGGGCUAUGUCACCAACCACAUUUACACUUGGGUGGAUCCCCAGGGGCGGAGUGCGUCCCCACCCAUGGGCCUGCCCCAGCACCAGAGCAGCUCCCUGCGGAAGGACAGCGAGAAGAGGAGUCACCUGCAGCUUCUGCAAGAGGGGGAUGAGAAAAAGGUGAACCUGGUGCUGAACGAAGGGAAGUCCUUGGGCCUCAUGAUUCGAGGAGGAGCAGAAUAUGCUCUGGGCAUUUACAUCACCGGGGUGGAUAAGGGCUCGGAAGCGGAAAGCACUGGCCUGAAGGUGGGAGAUCAGAUCCUGGAGGUGAAUGGCAAAAGCUUCCUCAGCAUCUCCCACGACGAGGCGGUUAAGUUGCUGAAGUCGUCGCGACACCUCAUCAUGACUGUGAAGGACAUCGGAAGGCUACCACACGCCCGUACCACGGUGGAUGAGACCCGAUGGAUAAUGAGCUCCCAGAUUGGAGAGACCCCAGUGAACACAGCAGGGGCAGCUGGUGAUCACACAGCAGAGGCAACGGGAAAGCCCAUGUUUCACAGGGGCCUGGCUGGCUCCCAGGUGACGCUCAGCAGCCUGGUGAAUCAGACCCGCGUCAUACUAGAGGAGCAAGCUCGCCACCUUCUGAAUGAACAGGAGCGGGCAACCAUGGCCUACUACCUGGACGAAUACAAAGAGACCAACAUCUCCAUUGACUCCCUCGUGAUGGCUCUCUUUGAGCUAUUCAACACACACGCCAAGUUCUCGCUACUAUCUGAGGUGAGGGGUGUGAUAGCCCCCCAGGACCUUGAUCGCUUCAAUAACCUGGUUCUGAAGCGGGAGAUCGAGUCCAUGAAGGCCCGACAGCCCUCGGUGCCCAGUGCGGACUCCUACUCUAUGACGUCCUACAGCGACACCGGCUCCUCCACUAGCAGCCACUUCACCUCCACCACGGUCAGCUCGGCCCGGAACACCACAGACCUGGACGGAAGUGGAGAGGGACUCCAGAGCAGUAUUAAUGCCCUGCCGGACAUCUCCCUGGACGAUGUUUCAUCUUUCCCUGAGGAACCGCCCAGCUUUAAGCCCCCACAUCCUUCUCCAGCUCAAGCACUGGACUCCUCCACUGCCCAGCUCCGAAAGACAGCGAAAGACACACCCCACCGCCCUUCCUCUGAAUCCUCCCAGUCAGGCCUCUUCUUCGUGGCCCCUCCCGGCCCCAGCCCGCCUCCCAGCCACCCCGAUAAGGACACAGCCAGCGUGACUUCCACCUCGGCCUCUGCAUCCACUGCGGAUUCUGCCUCAAGCACCGUCUAUGCCGUCGUUUCCCCUGCUGCUCUCAGCUCCAGGAGGCACCUGGGUGCCCACUUGUCCUUGGUCAACCAGCACCCAAUAGGCCCCUUUCCCAGAGUUCAGUCUCCAACCAGACUGAAGAGCCCAUCUCCUGAGAGCAUCCCAGCCAGUAGCCUCCCGACACCCACUCCUCGGUCCCCUCCCCAUCCCCCAUCGCACCUGGAGCCAGACAAAGGCAGCCUGCAGUCAGCGAUCAACCAGCACUUUAUCAUGGUGGAGGUGCAUCAGCCCAACAGCGAGCCGGACGUGAACGAAGUGAGAUCCUUGCCCCAAGCCCGAGCCUCCACGCUCUCCCAGCUGUCGGACAGCGGGCAGACCCUCAGCGAGGACAGCGGGGUGGACAUCGGCGAGGUGGAGCUGAGCGGCAGGGACAAGAACUGGCAGCAGAUCCCUGGGAAAAGCCGAAGCCCCAAGGAGGCAACGAGAAGUGAUGGGCCAGCAGAGGCCGCCUCCAGACCGCCUGGCCUUCUGGAGCCCACAUCCUGUCUGAUUCGAGUGGUGAAGAGCGCGCCAACCCUGGGGAUCGCCAUCGAGGGCGGCGCCAACACCCGGCAGCCUCUGCCCCGGAUAGUCACCAUACAGCGAGGCGGAUCUGCCCACAACUGCGGGAAGCUGAAGGUGGGGCACGUGAUCCUGGAGGUGAACGGCGCGACACUGCGGGGAAAGGAGCACCGGGAAGCCGCGCGUGUCAUCGCCGAGGCCUUUAAAAUGAAAGAGAGGGAUCACAUCGAUUUCCUGGUCACCGAGUUCAACGUCGCACUUUAGGGGGCUCGGCGGCCCCCGAGCCAAACGGACAGAAGAGCGAGGUAGCUGGAUCAAACCGGGGUUAACGCGUGCACCCACAUGCCCCAGCACAGAAGCCACCCUCCAUGGCAGAGGUGGCACUGUCCCCUGCCCAGUGUGUGCCCGCUCACACACACACACACACACACACACACGUACGUACGUUCCAGGCACAGAACAUGGGCGGCAAGCAGUGCUCUGCUUCUGGGGCUGACAGCAGCAGUGCGGGUGAUGGGCCCUAGGGCUGAGAAGGACUGCGGGAGAGUGUGGGGCCAAAGGGAGGGAGGGGCGAGGAAGCAACGGAGAGUGUGGGAGAGAGGAGAAUCCUGACUCCAGCUGAUCCCUGCAUCUCCUGCCUGGGCACUGCCCUGCCUCUUUCUGUCUUCAGUGGUUCAGAUUCAUUGCCCAGUUUAAGCCAUAUUCCAGAUGGUCUUUGCCUGCACCUCCUCCUCGAUUUGGGGGUAGGGAAGCCAGCCACAGCCUUGAGUGCUCACCCCCACCCUGCCCCUUACCCCAUCACCCCACCAACGUCUCUCUCCCCUCUGUUCUUCCCCCUUCCUCUGCACAGAGAAUCCCUCCAUGCCUGGGAGAUGGGAUGGGGACAAGGAGCACGGCCAUAGGUGCAGGGUGCCCUGCCAUGCAGUAAUGUUAGUACAACACGUGCUAUGUGGGGAACUCCACAGCUGCUAAUGGCAUCAGUGAAGUGAGAGUGUGGGAACAGGGGAGAGCUUUCUGGUGAUCACUAGCUUAAUGUGUUCUCUUAGGUGCUUGUCCGCUGUGGGCUGAGUGGCAGGCAUGUGUCCCAGGCCCCCAUCACCCAUGCCCCAUGUCCCAGUAUGUACAGCCAGUAAUGGAUGCCUUGUAAAUUGCCAGCAGCAUCAGUGUAUUUAUAUAUACAGAGCUUGUGCUUUUAAUUUUUCAA
Messenger RNA from Gopherus flavomarginatus (Mexican gopher tortoise), 3718 nucleotides. RefSeq names its product whirlin (gene WHRN). Gene Ontology annotation, cellular component: stereocilia ankle link complex; plasma membrane; photoreceptor inner segment. Gene Ontology annotation, biological process: auditory receptor cell stereocilium organization; sensory perception of sound. The record is from RefSeq and is a predicted model, not a curated record. NCBI's taxonomy places the organism in Eukaryota, Metazoa, Chordata, Testudines, Testudinidae. Gene Ontology annotation, molecular function: protein binding.